AUGAAUAUCAACAUACCAAAUCUCAUUAAAUCUGCUGUCCCAGAGGCCGAGGGCCGCAAUGUCCAGAUCCUCUCCGACAACAGAUCCAAUUACAGAGACGGGAACUUUCUCUCGGGCGACUUCCCACGAAACCCUCCAAAACUCUACAUCACAGGAGAAAAUGACGAUUUUGACGAGGUAACGCUGACGGAGUGGCGAGAUGAGGGCUUUGAUGUCGAGUACAUUUCAAUGGAGAGCUGCGGAGAUGGCUAUUUGAAAAAGAUCAAGUCUCUGAGCAGAGAGAAAAUGGCGCCAUGCGAAAAGUUUGGAAUUGUCGCCUAUGAUGACGCAGCAUCUGUGUGCCUGGAGCACUUUCAUAUUCUAGACAACAACCCAGAGUUCAAACUCGGCCUUCUCAUCGCUUACUACCCAACUCGCAUCCCAGACACAAAUGGCAAAUUCCCCAGCAGCAUCAGCGCUCUCGUGCAUUUCGCUGCCGGCGAGGAAGUAGGCGUCGUCAAGCAAUCACAGAUGGUCGGCAUCCAGGGCAAAAAACGCGUGAGACGAACCAAGAUCCAAAGCGGUCUCGGCACAGGUGGCAAGCUUGAUUUGGCGUAUCCUAGCUACACAUACGAAGCCGAGCCCGGUUUUGCGGAGCACGACCUUGAUGAAUAUGACGGUGUCUCAGCUGAGCUGGCCUGGAGCCGUAGCUUGGGUGCUGCGAGGAAGGUGUUUGGUAUAAACCCUGAUCUUGAGAUUGUUCUGGAAAACAAUUUGCAAAGCAAAUUCUUCUCCAAGAACCUCGGCCAAGCCAUGUCAACAUUCACAACACACAAGACUCCUCAUGUUACAUACAUGCCAACACUAACAGGAGCGACUGGUGCUGCUGAGUUAAAGCGCUUCUACUCCGAGUCAUUCACCACCCCUCCAUCGCUCAAGAUCACUCUUCUGUCACGCACCAUCGGAGUCGAUCGUGUAGUGGACGAGAUGCAUGUCCAGUUCAAGCACACCGAGCCAGUUCCCUGGAUGCUCCCCGGCAUCCCUCCAACCAACAAGAAGAUCGAGAUACUUAUGGUCAGCAUUGUGGCAGUAAAGGGAGGAAGAUUGCACCAAGAGCAUGUCUACUGGGAUCAAGCCGGUGUCUUGGUUCAAGCGGGGCUGUUGGAUCCCAAGCUGCUGUCGCAGUCUGCGAAGGAUCUGGGUGUUGAAAAGCUUCCUAUUGUCGGGCGCCGAGCGGCCAGGCGAGUGAGGAAGAACCGUGAUGGGAGCGAUGAUGAGGGCGAGGCAGAUAAUGACCUGAUCCCGGGAUGGAACAAGAAGGAUAAUGAGAAGAGUGGAUAG
Molecule: messenger RNA, 1320 nt
Organism: Fusarium sp. VM40
Lineage: Eukaryota; Fungi; Ascomycota; Sordariomycetes; Hypocreales; Nectriaceae
Source: the annotation of a GenBank genome assembly